Messenger RNA from Linderina pennispora, 539 nucleotides. RefSeq names its product cyclin-domain-containing protein. Gene Ontology annotation, cellular component: cyclin-dependent protein kinase holoenzyme complex; nucleus. Bases 15 to 539 code for a protein of 174 amino acids. Lineage: Eukaryota; Fungi; Kickxellomycota; Kickxellomycetes; Kickxellales; Kickxellaceae. The record is from RefSeq and is a predicted model, not a curated record. Gene Ontology annotation, biological process: regulation of cyclin-dependent protein serine/threonine kinase activity. The transcript has 3 exons. Gene Ontology annotation, molecular function: cyclin-dependent protein serine/threonine kinase regulator activity; protein kinase binding.
UCCUUCUGCAUACCAUGGCAUUGGACCCUCAAAGCCAGGUCUUUGUCAUGCCUGACUCGUACUUUGAGGCCGACAUAGAGAGUACAACGAUCCGGCUGCCGACGACAACUCAGCGGCCAACACGCUUCCACUCGCGGGCGCCGCCAAACAUCUCCGUGAACGACUAUCUGCUGCGGGUGGCCAGGUACGCGUCGAUGGAGCCGGCGUGCAUGCUGAUAAUCCUGAUAUACGUGGACCGGAUAUGCGAGCGCAACCCGACAUUCACGAUCUCGUCGCUGACCGUGCACCGGUUUAUCAUUGCCGCGGGGACGGUGGCAAUCAAGACCCUGUGCGAUGCAUAUUGCACGAAUCUGCACUACGCGAAGGUGGGCGGCAUCUCGCUGCACGAGCUGAAUGCCUUGGAGGUCGAGCUGCUGGACAUGAUGGGGUGGCAUCUGGUGGCCACGCAAGAGCAGCUCGACCCAAAGUCGGUGCUACAGACCGAUUUGGUUGCGGCGCAGAAAUUGGGCAUGCAGCAGCAGUCGGUCCAGCAACUGUAA